This is a messenger RNA of Acaromyces ingoldii, 2487 nucleotides long. RefSeq lists its product as hypothetical. The record is from RefSeq and is a predicted model, not a curated record. The coding region runs from base 1 to 2487 and encodes 828 amino acids. The transcript has 2 exons. NCBI's taxonomy places the organism in Eukaryota, Fungi, Basidiomycota, Exobasidiomycetes, Exobasidiales, Cryptobasidiaceae.
AUGUCUUCGGCCGCUGGCGGUGGUGCAGCGGCCGGCAGAAGCAGCAGGGAUGGAGUGCGCAUGCCGCCCGUCGACCGUGCCCAGGGCGGCAGUCGAGGUAUCGGCUCUGUGACACGUCCGUCGAUCGACGCUCCGUCGAGGCGACCGCUCCAUCGCCGCGGCUCAUCGCAGAGCCUCAAGCUGGAUCUCGAUGGCCUUGACCUCGGUGCGAGGCCGGUAGACGUGUCUCGAAAAUCAAACAUGCUCGAGGAAAUCGUCUCGUCGCCUACCUUGCAGCCAACAAUGAUCUCGCAGGGCUCUGAUGCCAUCGCACUAACCCCCGACAGCGGGAAGACAGUCAUGCCCGAGCAGCAUCUGCAGCAACAGCAACAACAAGUGCCACAACAAGGCGAUGAUACGAAUGCGGACCAGAAGACCCCCGUGGACAGCUUCUUUGCUCACCUGCGAGAUUGCGAGGAGUCCAACGACAUCUUGCCCGCAGAGGAUGUCCUCGGGUCGAGCUCUGUGACCGACGACGUAGAGGAGCGGCACUCGACGACAUUAUCGAGGGCUCUGGAGGGCACCGGAUCGGAGCAAGUGCUCGGUGGGUUUGCGAGCUUGGGGUAUGGAUACGAUCGGUCCGCUGCAAUGCGAGGGUCUGUGUCGUCCAGCGUGCCCCACUCGCCCGCGAACGCCCUCUCCAGCACGAUUGUCGCGAAGGCGAGGGGCAGUACCGUCGCAAGACCUCUGAUGCACGAAGAAGAUGAGGCAGAACUAUCACCGUGGUCAACGCUCUCUGUCGUGCAGCACGAUCCUCUGGAGACGCUCGACAUCCUCUCCAUCGACGAAAUGGGCUUGCACAGCAUCGACGUGGGCAGUGCGGAAGACUGGGAGGGCAGCCGGCUCUCGGCUAGGCUGGACUCUUGCUCGUCCUGCUCAACUCACGACGAAAUUGCAUCGCCGCUGGAUUGGACCGUGGCUCGCAGCGUUCGACGACAUCGCAAGUGGGUCGUCGCUCCAAGCUCAGCCUUGACGCAAGAAUCCAUCGACAAUGCCGAGGAAGUGGCUAGGGCCGUCGUCGUCUCCGACCAUCUGGCUUCCAAGGUGGCUUCAAAGGACGAUCAACCCCCGGCGACUUUUUCGGGCAUGGCUUCGUUUGAGCUUCGCUUUUUGCAGGCCGGCUCGGCUGCACCCAACUGUACCAUCAUUCUCGCGAAUCCGCAGACGCAACGCGAGCUUGCAGUCUCUACCCCGGGUUCGGCUUCUGCCACUGACGCCGGCCACAGCCCCACUUCGACGGCGCCCAGCCUGUUGGGAGGAAGCCGUGCCGAUGACAACUCUACAACGACUAGUGCGGACAUUGGCUGGCCUUCGCUGCGAGCUAGGACAGCAUCCAAGCCCGGAUCAUCCGUUGCAACCACGGUUAAGAGGCCAGAGUCGUUGAAGCUUUCGAAGUCGCACGCGAAUUCGGCACAGGGGGAGCCCUUCGUCAAUCUCGAAAGCCGACGACCUUCGUUGGGAAAGAGUGUCAGCCACGAAAGUCUGGGCGUAACAACCCCCAAGCUACCGCCUUCUGCAAAGGAGGUUGAGUCCACUACAAGUCGCAAGAGCUUGCCGCCCGUGCCUCUCUUUUCAGCAGCGGGAACAACGCUGUCUCUCUCGGCUUCUUCGUCGUCAUCGACGGGCGAUUCCGCGUUUGGACAUUCACAGCUUACUCCGAUCCAGACGCUUCCCAGCGAAGGACAAUCGCCCUUUGGAGACUACACGCUUGAGCAAGAAAGUGGUCCCCAGCGCGGCAGGGCGAGCAACCUCUCUCGAAUGGCGGCUGUCACGGGUGACUCGCUCGGGCCUUCGCCUCGAUCGUCAAUGACAGAGAUGCGGGGACUUGGCUCGCCUGUCCUGAGCACCAUCGAUCCUGCUCGUAUGGCUGCCUACCAGCGUUUGGCCCGAGGUGGGUCCCCGCUUCGGGAGUCAAAGCUUGCCCCACAACCACAGCAACAACAGAGCAACAGCGGCAGCACCAUGUCGAGUAGGAAGGACAACAACAAGCGCAUCAGCGAAUGGUUUCGAAAGAAGGUCUUGCCCAGUAACAGUGCCCCUCUUUCGUCCCUCUCGGUGCCAGCUUGGGACUCGCUACAGUCUCCCUCGUCCUCCAUCGGGGAAGGCGUCGGCAUUGGCCGGGCAAGCGCGCCCGCCUUCACGCAGGGACUGCCCUCGCUUACAAAGGUACCUUCUGCCAAGUCAACUAAGGGCAAAAGCUCUCUGUCCUCCAAGACGAGCUCGGGUCGGCCGAGUGUCAAUUCCCCACCUGCCGCUCGCGUUUCGCAGUUUGCUUUCUCUCCUCCCGGCUCGGAUGCAGAGACCAAAGAGGAAACGCCCCGAUUCGGCCCCAGAGACAUCCGAAAACGAGCAUCCAAGAGCGGCAACACCAGCGUUGGGCUCUCUUCUGUCGCGCUCAAAUCUGGGAACGAAUCAGCAGGCAGCCAUGUGGCCGCAUCUCAGAGGUGA